AUGCAAAUGGCCAUGGCAACAUCUGGCGCCCACGUUAAACGACCGUCUCCGUCCAUCGACCAGAACAAUCUGAAGCGGAUAAGGAGUCAUUAUCAUCACCACCAUCGUUUACAGGAGCCCGUGGUUCUCUCAUCCACCUCCGAGCCGGUCGUGCAAGAUGACACCCACCUCGACCAACUGAUGAAUCGUGCAGUUGGCCAGACAUUGAAGGACUCUGGGUUUGAAUUGGCCGAUCCAGCUGCGCUUUCGAGUCUUUGCAGUGCUACUGAGGAGUACAUGCUACGACUCUCCACAUUCAUCCGUCAGUCCAUGCUAUCUGCGCGACGUGUCCAACCAAUACCGCAAGACUUUGAUCACGCCCUGAAGCGUUUACGCCUCAAUCCCGAUGAUCUUCUCCCUCAUCUCAAAUCAGCGCCCUCAGACAAACCCACGCCGACGUUAUUACCAUCUCCCCAACCAGAGAAUGAGAUAUCCAGAUCUCUCCCUUUUCUUACGGCUCUGAGCAGCGAAGACGACCGCACAAAUCGUCCCUACAUCCCAAAACAUUUCCCGAGCUUCCCUAGCAAACACACCUAUUCUGCCACCGCAGUCUUCAUUGGACGAGACAACGACCCGCGCAAGAUUAGGGAACGCGCCGCAGAGGAUGGAAGGCAUGGUGAGGAAGCUCUGCGAAAAUUAGCGAGUGCCGCUUUCCGCGAUAACCAGACGGGCUCGACUGGCCGCGAUAAGAGACUUUGGGGUCGGAGAACGGACAGCAUGGAAAGCAUGUUCGAAAAGACGAUCAAGGGUUUAUCCAAAAAGCAUUACAAGGACCCAAUCACAAGCUCAGCCAUGGAUAUUGAUUCGGGACACCCGGUGGAUGCCGACACCAAGUCCCGACUCAAGCUCUCAUGGAAUAUGGAGUUGGGCCCCAUUGUCAACAGUGAACGAGAUCUCUGGCGCCGGAUAAAUUCAAAUGCACGGCGAGGAGAGGAGAAGACCCUAAAGCCUCCAGCAAGUGUCGAGCCAGUAGAUGUCAUGAUUGACGUAUAA
Molecule: messenger RNA, 1032 nt
Organism: Penicillium digitatum Pd1
Lineage: Eukaryota; Fungi; Ascomycota; Eurotiomycetes; Eurotiales; Aspergillaceae
Product: TBP-associated factor 8 family protein
Biological process (GO): transcription initiation at RNA polymerase II promoter
Cellular component (GO): transcription factor TFIID complex
Molecular function (GO): protein heterodimerization activity
Source: RefSeq, a predicted model, not a curated record